Molecule: messenger RNA, 709 nt
Organism: Anopheles merus
Lineage: Eukaryota; Metazoa; Arthropoda; Insecta; Diptera; Culicidae
Exons: 3
Coding region: 46-642 (198 amino acids)
Source: RefSeq, a predicted model, not a curated record
CCACCGCCCUUAUUCCGUGUACGGCCAGCAGAUUUGAUUUCCGACAUGAAUUUCCAAUUUAUGUCCGUUUGCACGGAAACAUUGAACGAAAUCUCACUGUGCUUCGACUUGUCAAACGACUGUCCAGAAAUCUUUGUUUAUUGUUUUGUUGCUCUUGCAAUCGAAAGUGAUCGGGAAAACAUGAAUUACGUUGAAAACUUACUAAUUUACGCAAGAAAUCUUUCACCUUUCUACAUCUUUAGCAUGGUGAUUUCUAUUUGUGUUGUACUGUUGACUGCCUAUUUUGGUUUUACGGGAUGUUCGGCCACACUUGACCGCGACGAGCAGCCGGAGAAAAACGAAAACAACCAUUCUUCAAAAUCGAAAGCCAACAAGCAGACCGAUGAUGCAGCGGACGAACCCGACAGCGAACUGGAGGAGGAAAAUGAAAGAACCCGAAGACUGCACAUCGAAUCCUUGGGACAACUGAAGUCUGCUAAACUUAAAUCGAUUGAAAAGUCUCUAACUGAAGAACAACGGCAAGCGGAAAAAGAAAUUGAACGAGCGCAGCUGGCUGCUAUAUUUGAGCUUUUGAAAAAGCAAGCCGAUAGUUCCAAUAUCAACGAGGACGAUUUGAAAGAGCAGCUUAGUUUGUAUCGCUAAAAUUAUCGACAUAGAUGCUUUGUGGAAACAUGUCGUAUGCUAGUCAAUUUUUAGAAUUUUACAUUAC